AGGCGACUGAUUACUGCUCAGACGCAAGCGCAGUGUAGGGAGUCCUUGGCUUGUUGGUAAGCUGUAGGUUACUUCGAAAAAAUACAGGACAUACAAUCAAAAUGCAGAGCUGGAACCGAUUGUAUUGCACGUUAGCCAAGCGAGGCCAUGUACAUCAUCUACCUCGGAGGCUCCAGGGAAUCACAGCGGUGACACUGAGAACCUAUGCAGACAAGACACCAAUUGAUGCUGAUGUCACUGUAGUUGGCUCAGGGCCAGGAGGUUAUGUGGCUGCCAUUAAAGCUGCCCAGCUUGGUUUUAAGACUGUGUGUGUGGAAAAGAACGAAACUUUGGGGGGAACAUGCUUGAAUGUUGGCUGCAUCCCUUCAAAGGCUUUACUCAACAACUCUUAUCUAUAUCACUUGGCACAUGGAAAGGAUUUUGCCAGCAGAGGUAUUGAAAUAACAGGACUCCAGUUAAACCUGGAGAAGAUGAUGGAACAGAAGAGUGGGGCAGUCAAGGCCUUGACAGGUGGCAUUGCUCAUUUAUUUAAACAGAACAAGGUGACGCAUGUUCCAGGAUUAGGAAAGAUUACUGGAAAGAACCAGGUUACAGCAACAGGCAGUGAUGGCAGUGAGCAAGUUAUCAACUCCAAGAACAUCCUGAUAGCUACUGGUUCAGAGGUUACACCCUUCCCUGGAAUUCAGAUUGAUGAAGACACUGUUGUGUCUUCCACUGGUGCCCUGUCUUUGAAGAGCGUUCCUGAAAAGAUGAUUGUAAUAGGUGCUGGAGUAAUUGGUGUAGAACUGGGUUCAGUGUGGCAGCGACUAGGCUCGACAGUAACGGCUGUCGAGUUCCUGGGCCAUGUAGGUGGGUUGGGCAUUGACAUGGAGAUCUCAAAAAACUUCCAACGGAUCCUACAAAAACAGGGCCUCAAGUUCAAACUGGGCACUAAGGUUACUGGGGCAACCAGGAGGCCAGAUGGAAAGAUCGAUGUCUUAGUUGAAGCAGCUGCGGGUGGGAAGUCUGAAGUCCUCACUUGUGAUGUGCUGUUGGUGUGCAUCGGCCGUCGUCCUUUUACUCAGAAUCUUGGCUUGGAAAGUGUUGGUAUUGAGCUGGAUAAUCGUGGCAGAAUCCCAGUCAACAACAGAUUCCAGACAAAGGUUCCAAGUAUCUUUGCCAUUGGGGAUGUUAUUGCUGGACCUAUGCUGGCUCAUAAGGCUGAAGAUGAAGGUAUUAUCUGUGUAGAAGGAAUGGCUGGAGGAGCUGUGCACAUAGACUACAACUGUGUGCCGUCUGUUAUCUACACUCAUCCAGAGGUGGCUUGGGUUGGUAAAAACGAGGAGCAGCUGAAAGAAGAGGGUGUCCCUUAUAAAAUUGGCAAGUUCCCGUUUGCUGCAAAUAGCCGUGCUAAAACAAAUGCAGACACAGAUGGUUUGGUCAAGAUCCUGAGUCACAAAGAAACAGACCGGAUUCUGGGAGCGCACAUUCUUGGGACAGGUGCUGGUGAAAUGAUAAAUGAAGCUACAUUAGCAAUGGAGUAUGGAGCAUCGUCUGAAGAUGUAGCCAGAGUGUGUCAUGCUCAUCCAACUGUUUCAGAAGCCUUCCGAGAAGCAAACUUGGCAGCAUCGUUUGGCAAAGCCAUCAAUUUUUAAUCUAUGUCCUUAUUUGUACAGACAACGCAUUGCAUUCUGAACUGUUGGGGGUUCUUGUGAACUGGUUCUUUUUUUUGGAAACUGUACCAUAAUUCCCAAUUGACAAUAAAGAGGGAAUGGGAUAUGAUAUUUUCUGAUGGAAUGACUGAAUGAUAGCAUUUUAAUUAUUGCAUAAAGAUCACCUGAUCUGUCUCAAGCACAUAAAACAAUUAUUUAUAUAUUAAAUGCAGGUUUGACUAAUUAUUUGCCCUCUUUUGUCCAGUUAUCCUAAAUUACAUUCUAGUUAAACUUAGUGCAGUAUAAGCAGAACCAACACUGUUAUCCAAUUGUGUGUUGUCUUCCAAACUUGAGCUGUGUAUCCUUAAAUCCACUAUUAUUGUGCCUCUGAAAGUAACCCUGAGCCAGGCACAUUCAGAAUCGUUUCUCUCUCAGGGUAACGAUAGACGUGAGUUUGCUGUAUAAUUGUAUUUUUUUUUUUUUUUAAAUGCUUAUCCAUUCUUUAUGUACCAUUUUAACAUUAGCCUGCUUAAGCUGCUGUAUUUCCAGUAAAAUGUUAAACCGUCUUGUGAAUGUGCAAUCUCAAGCAGCUGUUGAGUUUUAGUCCAGUAAAAAUACCAGACAGUAAAUAAGGUUUUGAUUUUAGUUUUGUGCACAGUAAAGGAAGCAAUUAUUUACAGCUUGUGGGACACAAGAAAAACAGAACAGUAUUAGCAGUUACCCAGGUGUAUGUCAUAUUUAACUAUAGUCUGUUAUACUUAAGAUUCAUUUUCAUCUGCUGUGGUGUUGGAGAAUUGUAUGUAAUAAACUAUGGCUUAUGUGCAGUUUUCAAUAUGCAUAAUAGUGCUCAGGAUCUAACAAAUGUUUCUGCUGUCUAAAUACGGUAUUUUCUAACUCUGGAUAUCUAAACUUGUAAUGAUGAGCCUGUACUUAAACAACUUAUGAAUUAGGACAAAGCAUUCCUUCAGAAUAAAAUUCUUAGACAGGAUCUGUAUUUUGUUUAAUUUCUAUCUAUUAAAUCACUGUCCUCUGUGCUUUUUGAUAAGACAGGGACUUUAAGUAUUCAUAUUUUUUGAAAACUUAAAAAAAACCCAAAAAACAAAACAAAACAAAAAAAAACA
Molecule: messenger RNA, 2752 nt
Organism: Polyodon spathula (Mississippi paddlefish)
Lineage: Eukaryota; Metazoa; Chordata; Actinopteri; Acipenseriformes; Polyodontidae
Product: dihydrolipoyl dehydrogenase, mitochondrial
Exons: 14
Coding region: 102-1634 (510 amino acids)
Cellular component (GO): oxoglutarate dehydrogenase complex; mitochondrion
Molecular function (GO): flavin adenine dinucleotide binding; dihydrolipoyl dehydrogenase (NADH) activity
Source: RefSeq, a predicted model, not a curated record